UUAGAUUCUAAAACAAUAUUUACUUGAAGUUUUAAUUGCAUCUUUCAUAAAAAUAAAAAUGACACGAUUUCACAACAGUGAUGUUAAUCUCAAAAGCAGUGUAUAUAACUUGGCUGGAGAAAAUUAUUUUGAACAAUUAUCCUCAUAUAACUCAAUGCGAUUUCAUAUACGUCGAGUUUUGUUAGCGAAAAGUGUUGUCGAUGCUAGAAAUAAGAAAUAUAUAAAUAAUAAGAAAAAAGAAUUAAAAACACAACUUCCAAGAAAAUUCAGUUUGGAUAAUUUUAUUGAUCAAUUGGCUUUUGAUACCAAACAUCAUCCUAUGGAUAUGCUCAGGAUGAAUUUAGAUAAAUAUUCUUCGCGUCACUCAGAAGACAAUUGUGAAACAUAUCCAUAUAACAUAAACGAUAUAGAUUAUUCACAAUUAGCAAUACAAACUGCUGAUACUGAAAGUAACAGUAAAAAUAAUUAUCAAAAUCGUUCAAUGUUAAAAUCUAAAAAAAUAGUAUCAGAUAGGAGUGAAAGUCGGCCUAAAACUGCUGGAAAUAAACACAUUAAAGAAUUGAAUUCGAAAAAACGUAUCAUUCAUAGAAAAUGCAGGUGUAAUGAGAAACCAAUUUACGUUACCUGUGGAAAAUCUUUUGAAUCACCUACAAAUCCUUAUCAUUCUGAUUCUGGUUCAAGCUCCAGUUCUAUAAUACAAGAAGAUCAUACUUCUUCUUCCUUAUCAAGUCCAGUGCAAAUGCAGAAAUUGAAGUAUGCAGAAAUUGAAGCAAAAGAGGAUGCAAGAUACGUUAAAUUUGCAUACGAGAUUACCAAAGAUAUUAUUAAAUGUGGUAUCUAUACUGAUAAGGAACUAAAUGAAAUAUUUAAAAAACAUUUACAACGACAUAGAACUACACUUGAUCUGAAUAAAAUGUUGAAAGAAAUAUAUCGAUUGAAAACUUUUUUAAAUGUGUCAGAAGAGUCUGAUGCAUCGGAUGAUGAUACAGAAUUUUCUAAUAUGGGUCAAAUACAGUUACAAGAAGUCAGACCACCAACCCCACCAAAGAUACUAGAUGAGAACAAAGUAAUAGGAAAGUUAUUAUCCUACCAAAAAUUAAUGGAAACUCAAUGCAACAAAGAACCAAGAUCAAAAAAGUCAGUAGUUUUGAUUGAUGCAAAUCCAGAACUUCUUAUAACAGAGCGUGACGUAAUUACAUCAUUAUUAGAAGUUGGCAUAGAUCCUAAACAAGCAGAAAAUAUUUGUAAAAGUUUGCAUCAUAAGAGUAUGGAAAGUGUUCUUGAUAAUAUGGUAGAAUUAAAAAUAAAUAGUAUUCCUAAUAAAUUAGAAACUCUUCCUGAUAAAUUAAACAAUGUAGAACUUCAGAAAGAAAAUACAUUUGGUCCAGAAAACACGUUUCUUGAAGAUUUGAAAUCAGGAACUAAAAAUCAUAUUUUAGAAAACGAGAACAAGAGCUCAACCACAGAUGAUCUUUCAUCAAAACAGGAUGAAACGAUUCAAACACCGCAAAGCCCAGUGACUCUGCACAAUGAUAAUUAUACAGAGCCCAAACAGAGCAGCUGAUAAUAUUUGUUACUCUGUAUAUAGUUAACAAAUAAGUUAAUGUUUUUGUGAUGUAAAAUAUAUUGAUAUUGUGUUAAUUGUAUAUACAUUAAUUAUAUUAGUGUAUGUAACAAGUAAUUAUAAAAUUAUAAAUAAAAUUUAUGCACAAGAAUGUGCUCGACAUUUUUGCGAUUACAUCAAGAAGAGAGCAUGCCAUUAAAUGUUGCGGAUGAAGUCAUUCAAACAGAAAUACAAAUAAAUGUUGGUUCAAGAAUGAAAAUAAACAAAAUAGAAGUACAAGCUACAGAAGUAUACAAAGAAAAGAAGAAAUAUAUAGAUGAAAAUAUGGAGGUUCCGAGUAUUCCUCCAACAGAUAUUCUCCCAUGUAAUCGUGGCAAAAUAGGUGAAAUCGCACAAUGCUAUAGAAAAAUAGCACAUGCUAUAGAAAAACCAAAAGAAAAAUUUGAUUAUGAAUAUCAAAUACCAAUAACUGAUUCAACACAAAAGUUUCUUCCGUCACAAAAAAUAAAAAAAAAUCCAAAAAAUCUUCGCAUAAGUAAUAUGACAAAGUCAACAGCUCAAACAAACAAAUUAAAGAAAGAUAAGAUUCCAAAGAAAUCUGGAUUUUCGAAAACUGUUGAUAAUAAGCCGAUCAAAAGUAUCUCUAUUAAACCAAAAAGAGAUGUACUGGAAAAAAAAGAUAAAGAAUUAAAAAAAUUAGUAGCAAUUCCUCGUAAGAAAAAAGAAAAAAUUAAUGAAUCGAUUCGAAAUAGUAGUAUAACAGAUCAAAUCGAUACAAUGAUACAUCAAGAAAGUAAAAAGGAACAAAAUGAAAUAGAAAUGAAUGUGUCCAAAUUAAAUGGAUAUGAAUCAACAGUUAACAAGGAAAUAAAAAUUUUUUUAAGUGGAACUGAUAAGAAUGACAAAAACAAUUAUAUCUUAA
Molecule: messenger RNA, 2486 nt
Organism: Polistes dominula (European paper wasp)
Lineage: Eukaryota; Metazoa; Arthropoda; Insecta; Hymenoptera; Vespidae
Biological process (GO): microtubule cytoskeleton organization
Cellular component (GO): ciliary basal body; axoneme
Source: RefSeq, a predicted model, not a curated record